Scaptodrosophila lebanonensis is the source of this 2786-nucleotide messenger RNA. It is a transcript of the gene uzip, whose product is annotated as protein unzipped. NCBI's taxonomy places the organism in Eukaryota, Metazoa, Arthropoda, Insecta, Diptera, Drosophilidae. The coding region runs from base 275 to 1834 and encodes 519 amino acids. The record is from RefSeq and is a predicted model, not a curated record. The transcript has 6 exons.
CGCUGUUUGAUGAAGACGCUGAGCGGUUAAGUACGGUUGUUAAGUUUUCGAAAUACGAAAGAGCGAAAUUUCGUCGGAAAAGUAGCUUGCAGUUAAUGUGAAUCAAUUUGAGGUCCCGUUACUGUAGAAUUUAGCAAUAUUUUGAACGAGCAUUUAAAGAAAUAACAUAAACAUAUUAAAUCUCACGAAGGCAGCAACAGAUUAAUACUAGUGAUUAAUUGUUUUUAAGGCUUGUACAAUCAAGAGUGCAUUUAUCUUCAAUAUUCCACAAUAUAUGGGUCACAUAAAAAUGAACUUGAAAACUGAACGUCAGCGACGAAGUACAAACAGAGCCAUGAGCCCGCGACUAUACAGAAUUGGGUCUCUGUUCUCGCUGUCGCUGCUGCUGCAGCUUGCCAUGCCGACCUCGGCCGCUGUACAUCCCGUUUUUACAUACCAAAAUGCCUCCAUUCAGCAGGGUCAACUGCUGACCUCCAGUACGCUGGUGUGGGAGACGUACGAUUCCAAAGAUCCCAAGCAACUGGAGUUUGCCGUCGAGGGCGGCAAAUACAUUACUGAGGAUGAGCAUUAUCCGAUCUAUGUAUGUCGCGUGACUAUCGAUGGAGUGCCCACAUCUGGUCACACCGAGAAAAUUAAGCAGCGGCAUCAGUGCGUGGCGGCGCAUUACAAGCGUGGCAAGUACGAGAGCUUCGACGUUCUGGUGAACAAGGGCCACCUGGGCAAGGUAGCCUGGAAGCCAUGGCGUAAGUUCAAUGCUGGUGUACCUGUGGGCGCAAUACGCAUUGCUGACGAUUCCUACAUCGCACGCCAUCGGGCCCCAAAUCAUCAACAGCAUGCCGAGCAGCAGCAGCAGAAUCCCGAGCACGAGCACGAGCAGCAUUGGGGCGCCGACUACAAUUUGGGCCACUUGGACAAAGUGGGCAUGGGCAAGAUAAAGGUGGUGGAGAAUGAGCGAGAGAAGUAUUACACCGAGGGUGAGGUGCUGGUUGAAACCGAGCCAUUCCGUUACGAGUUGCGUGACAUAAAGCUGGAUCGUCUGCGCACCGACCUGCGAGAGAACCUCACUGAGCUGACUACCACUAAGCUGGAGAACCUUGGAGAGACUUACAGUACUGUAGAGACGGUAAUAUCUUACCACUUCAACUACAUGCAGUACUGGGGAUCUCACGAGGGCGUCGCUCGUGGUUUGCCCACUAAGGUUUUCGAGAAGGAUGUCGCUACGCCAGCAGAAAUCAAUUGGGGCCUGAAGCACAGCGAGAAACGUUACGAGACCAAGUCCGUGCACACAAAAUUAUGGCCCGGUACGGCGAUUAAUGUGACCCUGCGUGGAAACUAUGUGACCCUGGAGGCACCCUAUACGGCCAAGCUGUUUGCCUUUUACUAUGGCAGCGAUGAGAGCGUUUCGCGUAAGAUCACUUCGGAGGUGCGCAAAAGCUAUCUUAAGGAUGUGAAGCUCGAGUUCAGUCCAGUCUAUUGGAUUGAAAACGGAACUAUUGUGCCAACGACAACAACUACUUCAACCACAUCGACGACAACACAUGCGACUACCACCAGCACCAAUGAGCCGACGCCCAUCAACGAACCGCCAUUGGUCCAUGUAGAGCAUGUGGGUGAUAAGCAUUCGGGUCCCGAUACAUUGGAAAAGACUCUGCAGGAUUCCCCGGCCAGUAAUGAGGUUAACUCAAAUGAUGUGCCCGACAAUUUAGCCAAUCCCCAUAAAGAUGCGGCGCUGGCUGGAUUCGGUGGUGCAGGUGGUGGUGGUGCAACAGCAAUAAGCAGCACAGUCAUGAUGCUAUUCCCGCUCCUCUUUGUGGCUUUCGUGUUGAAUCUGUAGAAGAACACACAUUCCAAAUACAAAUGCGACGAAAGCGAGUUCAGUAAUUAAUGUAGCGUUUAAUUGUUGUUGUUGUUGUACCUGUUGUACCCGUCUUUGAAAAGAUAAAACAUAAAUAAACACACACUCAUACACAUACACACACACACACAUACACAGAGAGAGAGACACGCACACAUACACAGAGAGAAACAAUUAGACACACAAUCAAACACUCACUCACACGUAUAUUGAACGACUUGGAACAAUGCCAGUGUCGCUGCUAAGUCGCAGCACGUGCAGCAUGAAUGAAGCAACAUUUAACAAAGCAGAAGAAAAAGAGGAAGAAGGAGGCAUACAAAGAAAAGUUAAUAUUUUUUAUACCUAUACUCUGGUCGAUGCGGUUGCUUCUUCUUCUACGACUUCAAACAAGCAGCGCAAGCAAAUUAAAACAUUCCUAAAGUAAUUGAAACAAGCUCUUGCAAACAAAGAAAACGAAUCAAAAAUUAUUGAUCUAUAUACAAUAUAAUAUAUAGAUGUAUAUUUAAGCAACGUCUAUUUAUAAAUAAUAUUGUAAACAUUUUCUAUGCCGCUUUACAACAAAAGAAAAAAUGGUUUAUAAUUUCCUCUACUCUUCUCCCACUUUAGUUCUAUAAGCACAUGAUUAAAAUAUGUAGCAAAUAAAUAAUUGAAUUAUAAGUAUGAUGAAAAAAUGAUAUUAAAUAUGAGUACAUUCUAUGAUAUGAUGUAUAUGUCGACGCUGUAAAAUGUAUGUAAAACAUAAGCCUAUGUGUAAGUGUAAGAAAAGCACUCCAAAUAUGUAAAUUAGUAGUUCUCCCCUUCUAUUUUCUCUACUUCGCUCCUAAGUUACUGCGUUUCUUUAUUUUUGUGUUGUACAAUUUAAAAUCGAAAUGAGACAAUUUUAAGUUCGAGUAGGAACUACAUGAAAUAAAGCUUGUAAAUUGAAACUGAA